This is a messenger RNA of Mobula hypostoma (lesser devil ray), 7196 nucleotides long. RefSeq names its product transmembrane protein 132E (gene tmem132e). NCBI's taxonomy places the organism in Eukaryota, Metazoa, Chordata, Chondrichthyes, Myliobatiformes, Myliobatidae. The coding region runs from base 127 to 3447 and encodes 1106 amino acids. The record is from RefSeq and is a predicted model, not a curated record. The transcript has 9 exons.
UGACAGCGGCGACAUAAAACUUCCAACACGUGUGCCUUUUGUAAAAAAAUAAAGGCGACUGCAACUGUUGUGCGUGCCAGCCAGUUCUGAGAGAAGAGGUGGCUGAGAAUUAAAAAAAAAGUCAACAUGUGCAUCACAGGCUUCUGUGGGACCGUGGCUUUCGUCCUCCUCGCGGUCGCAAACGUUAACAGCAAAGUGUUGCCUACAAGUUCAGAAAGAUUGAAGAGCUUCCAUACAUCCUCAACUUAUCUUCCUGUGAAUUAUGAACUCUCAAAUGUACAGCUGGCCUUUUUCCUAAAUAAAGUGAAACCAAAUCCACAAUGGAACAUUACCAGCACAGUACAACGCCUGGAACACUUUGUUGUAUUUCAAACAAAGGAACUACCAUUGGUGAAUGCAACAUUAGGACCUUUCUCCAUGGAUCGGAUGCUCCCAAAAGAUGUACUUCAGCCCACCAGUACCUUGGAAGUACCAAACCAAUUCACUAUGAACUGGAAAGUGAGAGCCUUUAUUAUCCAGCAGAGAAUUCCCUUUAACCAACCACUUGUCCAGGUUUUGUUCUACGUAGCAGGUCGAGAUUGGGAUGAUUUUGAUGUUGUGGAUAAAUUGCCCUGUGUUAGACUUCAUGUUUUUCAAGAUAUGCGGGAUAUUAAGAGCUCCUGCAGGCUAAGAGGAAUCCUAGCCAUGUGCCUAGUUCAAAUUGAUUUGCCUCUUGCCUGGUUUAGUUCUCCUAUCUCAGAUCUGGGAAGAAAGAAAUCUGUGGAUAAUUUGGAUAUUGUCAGCGAAAAUCUUCAAGUUGAACUCUACUACACCUUGCAUCCUCCAGAUGAAAAUGGGGAAUGCAGUGAUGUAAAUUCUCGUAAAGGAAACAGUAUUAGAAAGGAUGGUUCUAACCAACAGCCUCUGCUUCGUAUAGGCAGCAUCAAUUUGUACCAACCUCUUCAAGAUCAGUUAAUUCAGGAGCAUAGGCUUGAUGGCAAUAUAUUUAUUCGCUUGCCAGAAAGACCAUUCAAACCUGGGGAGAUCCUUAGUAUUUCUGUUUUUCUAACACCAAAUUCAACAGUGGAGCAAUUCACAUUGAGGGUAAAAGCCAAAAAAGGAGUGAACUUGAAAAACAUGUGGCCCAAAAAACCUGAAACCUGGCAGUUAAGAUCAGAAAUCGUGAAUGGAGGAAAACAUUCCACAGCCACAGUGGAGCUGAAUAGAAAGCAAGGAGUCUUAGAUGGAGGAUCUGCUCAGCCUAAUGAAAUUAUUCAAUUGAGCUUUGAAAUGGAAAAUUUUACCAGCCAGUCAGUGACAAGACGAAUUAUGUGGCAUGUUGACUACCGUGGAAAAAAUCCUCCUCCAGAUUCUGACAAAGUGGUGACAGAAUUAACUGUGAUUCAAAAGGACAUCCGGGCUAUUGUACCACUCUCUAUGAAUACUGAAAUCAUCAAUACCGCAAUACUUACAGGAAGGACUGUGGCUAUUCCUCUAAAGGUCAUUGCUGUGGAAGUGAAUGGAAUCGUCACAGAUGUGUCAUCCUUUGUUGAGUGCAGGUCCACUAAUGAGGAUAUUAUUAAGGUGUCCAAAGGUUGUGACUAUGUGUUUGUGAGUGGCAAAGAAUCUCAAGGCUCAAUGAAUGCCCGGAUUAUGUUUGACUAUGAAUAUUUAAGUGCUGCACUAGAGUUGACAGUUUGGGUACCAAAGAUUCCACUGCAGAUUGAAUUAUCAGAUCACAAAUUGAGUCAGGUGAAAGGCUGGAGAGUUCCUAUCCUCCCUGAUAGAAGGUCCACCCGUGACAGUGAAGAUGAAGAAGAAGAAGAACGAAGCAAAACACGAGGCUGCACUCUGCAAUACCAGCAUGCAUUAGUACGAGUCUUUACGCAAUUCCACACAACCUCUUCAGAGGGUACAGAUCAGAUAAUCACCAUGUUAGGAUCGGAAUGGUCAGUUGACGUCACCGAUCUAGUCAGUGAUUUCAUGAGAGUGGAGGACACAAGAAUUGCACAGAUUAUGGAAGGCAAUAUACUUGGUGGACGUGAACCUGGAACUACUAUGUUCAAGGUUGUUUCUCCAUUAACUGAGGCUGUACUGGGGGAAGUGCCAUUGACUGUUGCUGAUGAUAAAGUCACCAUCACUGACCUCCAAGCAGAACUUGUAUCUGGUCUGUCGUUAAGUCUGGAGUCUAAUCCUGGGACUAGCCACAUCUUCAUUGCCAAGACAACAGCUCGUCAGCACCUACAAACCCUCAAACAGGAAGGUAUCUUGAGUUCAUGGAUUUUCUACAGUGACAAUACAGCAGCACCACUGAUGCUCUACAAUGUCAAAGACUACAACCUAACAAUUAGUACACUAAAUGAUAAAGUGGUCUCUUCUAACCAGGACUCUGCUUGGCCCCUGAUAUUAGCAGAAGGUGAAGGAUCAGGUGAAUUUAUCAAGGUGGAACUGGGUAUCUGUGAACUCUGUAAAAAGGCAAACCGCAAGAGCAUACUGUUUGCAACAUUUGUUGAUGUCAAGGUUCGCUUUGGAUCUGAUGAUGACUCAGAAGAAGACCUAGAAAAUACUGGUGAGGAUUAUGCACCUGAUGGAGUUAGAUUUGAAGGCAACCCAUUUGGUCAUAAACCAAAAGAGAAGGGUCAAUUUGAUUUCCUGCCAGACACUUCUUCGGCAAGUAACCGUGAGGAAAGUGUUAUGUGGAAGACCAGCACAACUGUAAAAUCAGCUGUGGAAGAAAGGACUGACUCGAAAGCAGAACGAGGCAAGGGUGUUGAUGGCAUGCAAGAUAAUGGAGUGCAUUUUGAUAACACAGGGAUGCCCAGCAUGCCUCUUGACAUUGAUGUCACGGAUCUGCCAAAAGAUCUUGCAGAUCCUGAUGAUGAGUAUACCCCCACACCAAGGGGUCUAACUGAUUUGGAGAUUGGAAUGUAUGCACUGUUAGGAGUCUUCUGCCUCGCUAUACUAGUUUUUCUCAUCAAUUGCAUUGUAUUUGUCCUCAAGUAUAGGCACAAACGUAUUCCCCCAGAGGGUCAAGCUAGCAUGGAUCACUCUCACCACUGGGUUUUUCUAGGCAAUGGACAGCCUCUUCGUACCCAAGCUGACCUGUCACCCCAACCUGAAAGUCCUGGCAAUCCCUUGGAAAACAUCCAGACCUGCUGCCACAAUGAUCAUCAGAGCAGUGGCAGCUCACAGACAAGUGUACAGAGUCAAGUGCACAGCAGGGCCGAUGGGUCAUCUGGGAGCUCAGUAAGGGAACACAGUGAGGACCCUCUGCACUCACCCACCUCCAAACGCAAAAGGGUCAAGUUUACUACUUUUGCCACAUUGCCGUCAGAAGAGCUUGGCUUGACAUACAACUGUAUCCCUAUAGCUGAUGAGGAAGACAUUGAGUGGGUCUGCCAGGAUAUGGGUCUCAGAGACCCAGAGGAACUACAAAACUAUAUUCAGAGAAUAAAGGAGAUUGCCUAGGCUGCUGCUACUUUACUUUGCUGCAUUUAUAGUUACCAGAUAUUUGUCACAUUAUACAGUUUUUGGUUUGGUCCACAGAAGGAAACGACAGUGCCUGGAGGCUGGAUGAACAGAAAAAUGGGCUCCAGCAGCACUUUUGGCCAAAUGGGCACUGAUGAUGCUGCAGUUAACAAAAUGGAUUUGCACUGAGAAGCUGGUCAACCUUUUCGCAAAGAUUACUCUCUAUUGAAACAGUAUUGACAAAUCACAGCUGAUGACAGAAUAUUCUCUUAUGAUUUAAAAAAUGAUUGGUUUAGCACAGGGGCAUACAGUUUGCUCAUAGUGAAAUAAAAAGCAUGCUGGAUCGCUCUAUGUAGGCGAUGGUGAAAUGGGACAGCAUUGGCAUUUUAUUUUCAACUUGGACUCCAGAACACCGAGAACUGCAGAAAAUUACCUAUUCUGCACAGUGUGGGAUUGUUAUUAGAUGUAAAACACUCCUUGUAGUUGAUAGAUAUGAAAGAAAAAGUACGAUAAGACCCUUACCAAAGUGGUUUACCACUGUAAUGAGUUGAUUGCUUAAGACAAAACUGGAAUUGAAACUAAGUGGCAAAUGUUGAUUUUUUUUUAAGUAUUUUAAUCGCAAUUUGAGUCCACAGUCAAUUCUGUACAUUGACAACUUCUAUUUCAUCCACAUUUCGAUUUCAUUUAUUCGCAGUAAUGGAAGCUGUUGAUGCAAGAGCAUGGCACAAAUUGCAGUGUUACUACUGGUUGUCGGAAAGCUGAUACAUGAAUGAUUAAUCAAAGUUGAUAUGAAAAGGUUUCUCUGUUUAUGGGAAACAAAUAAUGUUCUCAGUGAAGUGUGAUAGCAGCAAUCUAUAAACAUUUGUUAUUGGCCUCAUUUCAUUUUAAUUUAAUAUGCACAUUCACAAUGCAAUUUAUGGAAACACUAAAGCGGAAAUGUCCAUAUAUGACCUUUCUUAAUUAACCACAUCGGCAAUCAAUUAUGCUCAAUUCUAAAAGAAAACAAAAAUCUUAAUUUGCUGAAAUUGGGAUUCAGUGGUUUUAAUCACAGAACAACAGUGACAAAAUUAAUACUUCCAAGAAGAUUCUUUAUAUUUCCUUGAGGUGGUGAGCAGCUACUUUAAAUCAGUGAGAGGCAUUGACAGAAAAUAAACCAAAUCCAUUGGCUUUUGUAAAUUGCCAAAGGAAAAUUUAACUCAAAUGGCCAGCUGUUGGCAAUAUGCAGGUAAGGUGUUGGAAUGGCCUUUCUAAUUAGUGAAGCUGUAAGAAAACACCAAUGUCAGUUGUAGGCCAGUGGAAUAUGCUGACUGAUCUACUAUGAAUUGAAGGAGGAUUAUCAGGAAAUCAUAGAUUAAUAACAAAUGAAGUAAAACAUUUUCUCUCUGUACUUCCUAAUUACUAUUUCUCCUGGAAAAAAACCUGCAUCAGGAACUUUGCAGGUUUAAACAAUAAUAGAUCCUCAAGAAUGAGGUGAUUUAGGUGUAUUUCAUCUUUAUGGAAUGAUGUAUACAUAUUAUAUACUCUAUACAUAGGUAUAUAUAGAUUUCUAUAUCAUUAAACCAAGCCACAACAUUAAGCAAGUUGUUGGUUAAGUUUCACUCUCUCUUGUAGCUUUCACUAGGCCUUUAAGAAAGUCAUUUUCAUCAUAAACUGAUACUUCUGAUGGCUGAAUAUAUUUGAAACCUCAGUCAGCAGUUCACUGUCUGUUCAUAGUUUGAUUAAUAAAUUUAUAAACUUCACAAAAGAAAUCCACCAGGCAGAGAUUUCUGACUCAAUGCUUGACAGCUCACAAUCCUUCAGUUCAUUAAAAUGAUCAGCGAAGAAACAGUGGCUGGGAAAAUCACAUAUAGAAAAUCCCAGAGUUUAGCUUAACCCAGAGCAUGGAUAAACCACAAGAGGAUCUAUCUCAAUUUUCAUGCAGUCCUGUCAAUUUUAUGACAUGGUACAGCCUCAUGGCUAAAAUGCAUAUGAAUUGUAACUACUUAACAAUUUAACCUACAGUAUAAUCAUUUUCAAAGUGUCUUUUCUGUUCAAUAUUGAAGCAAAAGUAUGACCUCACUUUUUGGGCAGUUAUCUUGAGGUUGUAUCAAAAAUGCAUUCCAAUUAUUUUGUAAUGAUGAGAAGGUUGAGAGUACUUCAGAAGUGCUCUUCAGACAUCAGUUUUCUGUCACUAAUCUGCACCCAACAAUCACUUAACCAGCAUCUCACUUUUCUGUCAUCAUGGCCUCAGCUUUUGUAACUCCAUUCCAAAUAUUAUCACCUUGUUAGUUCCAUUCCAAAGAUCCAGUAAACUUAACUUUUAAAAUGUGCCUUUGACUAACUUUCCUAACUUUUCCACCUUUUUCCACUGUGAAGCGCCUUGGGAGUUUUGCUAUAUUUAAUGCAGAUUCCAAGUUAUUACUGCUUGUCUUGAGAUUGUAAAAUUUCAAGGUUUAUGUACAGCACACAAUUUAUAUCAUUAUUCCAGAUAUGGAGAGAGAUUGCCGCAAAAUUCUGUGUGUUUGAAUUUAUUGUUUUAUAAUGUUCCUUUAUCUAGUGCACAGAAAUAACCUUUAUCCAUAAUGCUCGAUGUAGCAUGAGUGCAGUUUAGAACUGUAAAGUAAAUAAUAUGGAAUAAACGCGUAGGUCCAGAUAUUUCCCAGCUGAUAUUAAUGAACAUACAUUUUGCAUUUUCAUCUGUUAUAAUUAUUGCUAUUAUUACAAUGGCAAUAAAUCUUCAUUAUUUAAAAUAAUCAAACUAUCACAUCAUCAACAGUACCUUUAGGUUUCUGUAACAGUUCAAAUUUAAUUUGUUUCCAAGGGAGCAUGACCAGAAACCAACAAGUCUUAUUUCCUUGUCAACUGUGGAGCUGAUACGCCUAUCCAAGCCAACUUGUUGAGGGCAGUUUCCGUCCACCUGAUUGGAGUACUCCGGUUGGACUAUUCAUUUCCUCCCUUUUGUCCCAGGUGUAUGUCUCCUUCUAGACUCUAAAUGCCUUUUGCCAAUGGAGACUCCCCAUUGUUUCCAUCUUCCUCUUCAGUGAGAAAUCAGCUUCUGCCAAAAAUAUCACUUAACCAGCAUCUCAUUUUUCUGUCAUCAUGGCCUCAGCUUGAUAAAAUAUGUAGGAUUAAGCAUCUCUUUGUAUCAUUGUUUAUUGUGCAUCUAUGACAUCAUGGUCAACCAUGAAAUAUCUAAAAUUCUUCAAACAUAACCCUGCCUUUUUUUGUGUAACUUGUGUAGAAUACUUAAGAGCUGCAUGCUUCGUGAACCAUGUUCUCAAAGACCAUACUGAUACAUUCUAUUCAUUUUAACUCAUUACUCUUCAAUUAAAUGAUUUAUAGCUUUAAUGAUUGUAUUCAUAUUUACCAAUAAAUAUUCAAUGAUCCAUUAAAUGCUCUGAAAGCCUCCUCAUCUAUUUCACAGAAUCCUGGAUAAUUUCUGUCAAUGUCUCCCCUCUUCUAGAUGCAGGUAUUGAAUGUGUUGCCUCAUUAGCCCAUAUACUAUAGAAGUCUGUUAGGAGCAAGGCAGUUAGGGAAUCUGCUAGCAGCACUGGGAAUCAAGCACUGCUACAGGAGAUUCAUCUAUUGAACUUUCCAGGCUUAAGAUCAAUUGAAAAUUCUUCCAUGUAUCAGCUUUCAAAAAAUAACCAAUGAGGCUACAUAAUGUUAUCAAAUUAAUGAAUGGUGCACAAUAUACCAAUUCUUUAUACAAUAUGUAUAGUAUACAGUAACAUAAGUUAAUUUAAGUCCUGUUAUCAUCCUUAAUACAG